This is a messenger RNA of Capsaspora owczarzaki ATCC 30864, 1188 nucleotides long. RefSeq lists its product as hypothetical. The record is from RefSeq and is a predicted model, not a curated record. Bases 88 to 885 code for a protein of 265 amino acids. NCBI's taxonomy places the organism in Eukaryota, Filasterea, Ministeriida, Capsasporidae. The transcript has 5 exons.
UUCUGAUAUUAUUCCCCACUUUCUCAGAAACCCAGUCCCCCUUUGUUUCUCUCUUUUUCUUGUUAUUCUACCCUUUUUUUCCAAAUCAUGCUGUCUUGCUUUCCAGGGUUGUCCAUCCUGCCCUUCCUGAUGGGCUUUGUCCUUGCGACCUGCUUCACCGUCACUUACGCUGUUGCUGUGGCCAAAAGCGACGUCUCUGCGCUCUUCCCUUACAUCAGUGACACUGGCGCCGAGCCGCCGCAGAGCUGCAUCUUUACACUUUGCCUCAACAUUGCCUCCUUCAUUGGCAUCAUCAUCAUCUACAUCCGUUACCGCAUUGUUAUCGACUACUCGCGAGACUAUGACGGCGUCCGCACGCUCAACUUCCGCAGCCUGUUCCUCGGCUACAUUGCAAUGUUCGGCAUGAUGGUCGUUGGCGCCUUCCAGGACACGGCCGUGCUCACGGUGCACCUCAUUGGCGCUGGCAUGGUGUUUGGAUGCGGCUGCAUUUACGCCAUCAUCCACUGCGUCAUUUCUCGUCGCAUGGGCGUUGCCGGCAACAUUUUGCUCGUCCGACAGGUCUGCGCCAUCCUCAGCGCUUGCGCGCUCGUGUCGUGCGUGUCUGCGGCCGCGUUUGCCUACUUUGAAGGUGAUCGCCCCUCUGGCUCUGGCACGGCCAUCUGGGACCAGGGCACGAAGGGCUUCACCGCCCAUGUCGUGAGCACCUUCUCCGAGUGGAUUAUGGGCACCGCCUUCCUCAUGUUCUUCAUGACCUUCCAUCGCGAGUUCAAGCCUCUGACGCUGGACGUCCUUGUCAAAUCCAUCGAAGGUCCUCACCACGCCGAGCUCAAGCCCGACAGCACCUACGAAGACGAGUCAUAUCGUCGACCGCUCAUCAACCAUUGAUUGAUUGAUUGAUUGAUUUGCAAUGCUUUGUUUUUUUUUUUUUCUUUUCUCGUUCGUUCCCAGUGUUGUGGUUUUUGUUUUCGCGGACAAACGACCGCACACACAAGAGCCUCAUCCUUAUGAUUGUUUCUUGAUCCAUUGUUGUUGCUGAAUGUCGAUGUUGAUGUUGUUACGGUGCUGUCGUGCUAAUCUGUGUGCUUGACUUUAAGUUUUUUUUUUUUUUGCCAUUGGAAAUUGGUUUUGCAAUUCCAUUCUAACACAUCAAACUACACUCAACAAAAUAAAGCUCACUCUCACUUUGCA